This is a messenger RNA of Closterium sp. Naga37s-1, 5340 nucleotides long. Lineage: Eukaryota; Viridiplantae; Streptophyta; Zygnematophyceae; Desmidiales; Closteriaceae. The record is from the annotation of a GenBank genome assembly.
AUGAAUAGCGGCGGCAACGGUAGCAGCGACGGAGGCGGCGGCGCAGUGAGUGGCGAGGCUCGGCGCGGCGUGUGCAACGUGGGGUUCGCCGUGGAGGAGCUGCACGCCAUGAGCUCCAACGACCUCAUGGCGCUCGUGCAGCACGCGCUGCGCGAUGCCCCGCCACGUCAGACUGAUAGCUUGCCACGUCAGCGGAAGCCGCCGGUGGACUUCCCGCCCAUUCGCUUGUGGGACAGGCGCCGCGGCGUGGAUCUGCCUCUCCUCGCAGCAUCGCUGCCUCUCCACCUCCUCUCCUGCGCCGCCCUCGCCCUCCAACACGCCCGCUCGCCCUCCCCUCCUCCCCCCAACGCUCCCGCACGCACUCCCGCCUCUCCUCCUCCAACAACUGCUCCCGCACACACCCCCCCCUCUCCUCGCCCCUCUGCCAUCCGUCCCUGCCACUCUCACGACGACCUCCCUCGGGCCAAGCGGGCGAGGCUGGACGAGGCGGAGGGGCGGGCAGAAGGGGGGCACCGGGAGGUGGUGGUGGGGGGAGGGGAGGGAGUGGGGGUGGCUGGAGGCGGGAUUGAAGGGGGCGGGAUUGAAGGGGGCGGGAUUGGGAUAGGCAAGAUGGAGGGGUGUAUUGGAGAUUCAGAGCAGGGGAGGAGGCAAGGAGGGGAGCAGAGUGAGGAGAAGGGAGGGAAGCAGGGUGGGGAGCGGGCAUGGGGGCAGGCACAGCACGAAGGGAGUGUGGUUGUGGGUGAAGGGAAGGCAGCAGGGCGUAUGAUGGGAGGGGCGGGAAUGGGAGGGGCGGGAGAAGCGAUGGCGGAGGGUGAGAGCAAGGAGGGGCGUGCAGGCGAGGGUGAGAGCGAGAGGAAGGAGGGGCCGUGCGGUGGGAGAGAGGAUACGGCAGUACCUGCUGCUGUUACCGAUGAUGUGACAGGAGGUGGUGCUGCCAAAGAUGAAACGGGAGGUGGUGCUGCCAAAGAUGAAACGGGAGGUGGUGCUGCGAAAGAUAAAACGGGAGGUGGUGCUGCAAAAGAUAAAACGGGAGGUGGUGCUGCGAAAGAUAAAACGGGAGGUGGUGCUGCGAAAGAUAAAACGGGAGGUGGUGCUGCGAAAGAUGAAACGGGAGGUGGUGCUGCAAAAGAUGAAACGGGAGGUGGUGCUGCCAAAGAUGAAGGUGGUUCUGCCAAAGAUGAAACCGGAGGUGGUGCUGCCAAAGAUGAAACGGCAGGUGGUGCUGCUCAAGAUGAAACGGGAGGUGGUGCUGCCAAAGAUGAAACGGGAGGUGGUGCUGCCAAAGAUGAAACGGGAGGUGGUGCUGCCAAAGAUGAAACGGGAGGUGGUGCUGCCAAAGAUGAAACGGGAGGUGGUGCUGCCAAAGAUGAAACGGGAGGUGGUGCUGCCAAAGAUGAAACGGGAGGUGGUGCUGCCAAAGAUGAAACGGGAGGUGGUGCUGCCAAAGAUGAAACGGGAGCUCCUGCUGCUGAUGUGAAAGAUCUAACGUCUGCUGCUACUGCAUCUGCAACAGCAGAACCUUCCGCCGUGGUUUGUGCUGACACAGACGCUACCACCCACACUGCUCUCACCACUGCUGCAUCCCCCACUGCUACAGCCCUCACUGCUACAGCCUUCCCAUCCCUUCCUCCCCCAAGCAUGCUCGCCUCCCCUCCUCUCCCUCCUCAAUCUAGCCCCUCCCCCCCACCCACCAACCUGACCCAGACAUCCGCACUGCAACCAACCGCACCCCGACCAUUGACGCCCCACCCAACCGCCGCACAAACAUCUCCACCUCACCCAAUCACGCCGUACUCAAGGCCAUCCACCAAUGGCUCCUCCCGGCCUCCUCUGUGCAGCAGCGCGCCCCUGGCAGUGACCAUCCGGCACGGGGCGAGGGUGGCGAGAGUGGCGUGGUGGGGGCAGCAGCAGGGCGGGCACGCGCACGUCCCAGGCACUGGUGGUGGUGAUGCACGUCAAGGGGUUGCUGAGGGUAGUGGGGGCGACGGCAGUGGAGAGAAGGGGAGAGAGGGUGGGGGUGGCGUGGGGAGUGUUGAGGGCGAGAAAGGUGGGCAUGGGGAGGGGGGAGGGGGUGAUAGGGCGGGUGAGAGGGAGGAUGUGAGAUCUGGUGUGCAGUGCGGAGAUCGAGAGGGGCGGGGAGGUGAGGAGGAGGAGAAGGGUGGGCUGGAGGCAGGGCCGAGGGGGAGGAUGGAAGGGAAGGUAGAAGUGGAAGCAGGCAGGGAGAGGAAGAUGCAGGAGGGUGCAGAGGUGCAGGGGAGGGCUGUUGAAGGGGUGAGUGGUGUGACUGUAAAAGAUGGUGUUUUCACCAUCAGCAGCAACAGCACAGCGACAAUAGGGGAGCAGUGCGGGCUGGCAUCUGAGGAUGGGCUGGCAGGCGAGGGGGGUGGGGAGCUGUGGCUGACGCACGUGGCCAAGGGGGUGCGCCUGCUGCACUCGCUGUGCGACCUCGCUAACCACAUGCCGCGCCUGCACCAGGUGCUCCUGGUGAGCACAAGUGUGCGGCGCCACAUGCUGGACCUGGUUGUGCUGCUCACCCUCGCCCUCGCUGCACCACCGCACCCGGGCAACCUACACUUGCUCGUGCCUAUCCCAAAUUCUCAUUGUCCCAUUUUCAACCCUCGUCAUCCCAUACGCCCGCGGCAGCUGUCUGCUGGAGGGAGCAGGGGCAGCGGAGGGCAAUGCAAGACCAGCAGGGAUGACGAUGGUGGUGGCAGAGUGGAGGCAGCAGCAGCAGCAGCAGCAGCAGGAGGAGGAGGCAAGGGAGUAGGAGGGUGCGAGCAGGGACAGGUGGCAGGCCGUGGUGCUGCUGCCACGAGCGCUGAUGGUGCUGGCGGUGUUGGCGGUGCUAACACCCACAAGGCUGCUCCUGAUGGUAGCGGAGGGCAGGGGGGUGAGGGGUCAGCUGCUGCGAGGGAAGGCGAAGCAGGCACAGGCAACAAGUGUGGGGAGGGCACUGGCGAGGGUGCACAGGGUGGCAGUCGUGGCACGCAGGAGGCAAGAGGCGUGGAUGCAGUGACGAGUGCAGGUGGUGAAGCGAGGGCAGGUGAGGCAGUGAGGGCAGAUGGCGCGGCGGGCAAGGGUGAUGAGGCAUGCACGAUGGGGGGGGAGACGGGAGGGGAGAACGGUGGAGAGAGGGAGGCAGCAUCGGGGGAUGCAGCAAUUAAAGAUGCAGCAGUGGGGGAGGCGGCAGUGGGGGAGGCGGCAGUGGGGGAGGCGGCAGUGGGGGGAGCAGCACUGUAUGCGGGCACGGUGGCAUCGUGCUUGUACCUGCUGCCCGCCUUCGUCACCCCCGACUGGAUCGACACUUGCUCCGUGCUCGCCCUGCACCCCCUGGUGGGGGCCUUCCUGCCAGCGGCCUUCUCAGCCGUCACCACCGCCUUCCUCCUGCUGCACUCCCUGCUCUCGCCCUCCCUUGCCGCCUUCACACGUGCGGGCAGGGGGGUGGUUCGAGGGAGGGAUGUGGGGAGGGAUGUGGGGAGGGAUGUGGGGAGGGAUGUGGGGAAGGAUGGGGGGAAGGAUGGGGGGAAGGAUGAGGGGCGCAAUGGGGGAAGGGACGUGGAGUGGGGCUCGGUGCAGGGGGUGGUGAGGCAGUGCGAGGCGGCUCUGCAGGUGCUGCACGUGCUGUGCCGCACUGAUGGGCUGGGUGCCCUUGUCAUGCACCACCAGGUGCGCCUUCCCUUUGCAUGUGUUACGACGCACCAGAUCCUCUCUCUCCUACACGACACGGCCAUUGCCAACGUUGAUCUCACAGCUCGCCUCCUCGCCCACCCCACACCCGCCUUCUCCUCCUUCUCUUCCCCUCACGCAUCUCUCCCCUGCGGGCGGCUGAGUGUGAACGUGCUGCGGGCGGCGGAAGUGCUGUCAGACGACUCCAGCUUCCGCCCCUUCUUCAUGCUGCAUGCCGCGCCCCUGCUAGUGCGUCUGCUCGCCCCCCCCUCCCCUGCCUUCGCAUCGCGAUGGCUGCACGGCCCACUCACACGCGCCCUUGCCGCCCGUGAGGCUGACGCCUUUGUCCUCUUCCGCCCCUUCCCCUCCCUCGGCCUCGCCCUCCAUCUCACCCACUCACGCUUGCACAGCCUCAACCGCUCCACCUCACCCUUGCACCGCCCCUCUGCGGUCGCUCCUGCUGUGCCCGGCCAUGGGGAGGAGAAUAGGAAGGCGGGUGAAGGGGUGGGGAGUGGCAAAUGUGGGUUGAACGCUGUUGAGGAUUCGACGGAGACGCUUUCUUCUGGCCCGUUCUCGUUUUCUGAGGGAGGGCUUGUGGCUGUAACGAGGGCAGCUUAUAAGGAGGCAGCUGGGUCGAAAAGCCGCAGUGGCAGCAGGGGCGAGAGAGGGAGGGGGGUUGGUGUGGGAGAUGGCACAAGUGUUGGGAAGCUUCGAGGAAACUUUCAGUUUUGCCGAGUUGAUGAACAGAUGGCGGGAAGGAAGAGAAAGAAGGAGGAGAGCGAGAACGAGAGAGAGAAACGGAAGCGAGGGAGUGAGGGAGGGAAGGAAGAGAGUGACUGGGCGGAGGGAGUGAUCUGGUUGGAGGGAGGGGACGGCGGGACAGCAGUGGAGGCAGACGGAGUGAGUGGGUGGACGUCGAAUGGGGCAGCAGCGAAGGUGCAGGGAGGAGGGAGGAGUGGGGUCGAAAGGGGAGGGGGGGAAGAGGGUGGAGGUGCGGGUGGAGGUGCCAGGGGCGAGGGCGGGGUGGGGAGUGGGUGGCAGAGCGUGGUGCUGCUGGUGAAGCUCUUUGCCAAUCUGCACUGCUUUGACCCCAACCUCUGCCCUCGCGAGCAGCACCACCAGUUCCUCAACCUCGUUGUCGCUGCCAUCCGCCACCAGGGACCCUUGCAGGCCGCACCUGGGGAGGGGGCAGCUGGGGCGGGGGCAGCUGGGGCGGGGGCAGCUGGGGAGGGGGCAGCGGGGCUGGGCGAGUUUAGGCGCAAAUUAGUGGCGGUGGCUCCCCAGCUGGGUGAUGAGGGGCUCGAGGAAUGGCGUUCAUCACGGUGCCUGCUCAUGGGGGCAGCAGAGGAGGAUGACGUGGGGGUUUGUGGAAGGAGGAGAGAUGGUCAGUCACCAGAUUCGCUCAUAGAGUUCGCUGCCACCAUGCCAGCAACCCAUGUCAGCGAUGAUGACGUCAUCCUCAUCAGUCAGUUCGCCAGUGCCCUGCACACCGCCAUCUGCCCCCACCCGCCGCCUCACCAGCACGAGGAUGCGGGGGUGAGGGCAGUGGGGGAGCGGCACGGGGCAUGGCUGGCGGCACUGCAGGGGAGGUGGGACGGGCAGGAGCGGUGGCAGCGACUGCAGCCGGCAUGUGAGGAGGAGGAUGGCGGGGAUGGGGGUGUGGAAGAGGCAUAA